Xyrichtys novacula (pearly razorfish) is the source of this 5278-nucleotide messenger RNA. Lineage: Eukaryota; Metazoa; Chordata; Actinopteri; Labriformes; Labridae. The record is from the annotation of a GenBank genome assembly.
AUGGCAACACGUCACCAGUUCCAAACAGACGUUGCUCCUGACAUAACAGUUUGUUCCUGUAUCCGAAAUGACUUCAGAGUAAGUAAACACUCACUGACUUUAUAAAUGAGAAAAUUGUCUUCAUUGUCACGCAUAUAUCUGAAGUUUUUCCCCCUGUAGAACUCUAUUAAUCUCGCGUUAUUUGUGUUUGAUACAUGGCUCGAAAAAAGUCGUCUUUUGCUAGCUAACUUUGGCUAACGUCCACGUAAGUUAGUCGACGCUUAUAACGGUUUCUCGAAGUUCUGGUCAAAAAGCUUAACAUUGUGCCGGGUUUUGUUUCCAUUUCUACCAGAAAAGCCACAUCUCUCAUGACUAACGAUCUCCAGUCGACAGAAUCUGGCAAGUAACAAUGCCAAUGUAACACCUUACCUGUAACUCAUGAUGUGCUGGAUUCUGGUGAGGGGACGUUACCAGGAUAAAACUGACCUGGAAUAAGAAGUACAUGUUAUAGUCUAGUUUAAUAAAAGAGGCAAAUGUAAAUGUUGCAUUUUAUUGUUAAUUAUUUAUUGUUUGUGUGUUUUAAUGGUAUGCAUGGUAACAGGGCGCCAGGGAAUAAAUGGCCUCAUCUCCCAGAUCCCAGGACUGUCCCCCUUCAUCAGCACUCUACCUGAAGAGAGGGUCCGAGGACGGAGGGCCGGGGUGUUUGAGGGUGAUUCUGACUAUGUCAAACUUGCAAAACAAGGGGGACACAAAGGUAAAGCCACCCUGAUUUAUUAUUUCUAGAAACAUUACCCUGGAUGUUUAACCAAUGUAUUUAAAAAUAUAUUUAAUUUUGCUCUUUUCAACCUGGUUCAUCAGGGCUUUUGUGGCAUCAAGACCCAAAUACUGCAACACCUAACCCAUACAAACCUCCAGACUGGUUCAGAGCAUCAGGAGACAGCGCUGAACAAAGGUACUUACAGGCAUUUGUCUUAUCAUCACACACUCUGACUUGUAGUAAGUCUAUGUUAAAAUAAAAAUUAAAAAAAUAAUUUUCUAUUAAUAGGUCAGUGACAAAUAAGGGUUUGUAUCAUGAGUAACUCAAAAAUGUUUCAAUGAAUUGUUUUCAUUGUUUCAUAUCAUUUCAAAUAGCAUUUAAACCUUUUUUUUUUACAAAAUGAAUGAUGGACUUCCCUUGAAAAUGUCUAGUAGUGUAACAACAACAAAAGGGGAAAUAUGUAAUACUUAUUUCCACCUAUGGUGUAUUCAAGAGUACUUUUUUAAAAAAUUGCUUAAUCAUAAUGUAUCAGUUGAAAAUACAUUUUGUCAGUUUUUUUUUUUUUACAAAGAAAUUAGACGCAUUUUUGCAAUAUGGAGCAGGAGAAAUGCUGAAAACGGCUGGCAUUUUCUGAAUAAUAUUUGACAAAUCAUGUAGAAACUAUCCUAUUCACUAACAUAAGAUAUAUGUUAGUGCAUUGCAGUAGAGGAGUACAUUCCAGUCCCCAUGCAUUUUCUCAAAUAUUAAAUUUUUUUAAUGAAAAAUACUGGUUACACCAAUUGACACAAACCAGUUACUGAGUUUUUAUGGUUACACCACAUUGACAUUUUUCCCAUUAUUCCCUGAAUAUUCUCUCAAAAUGUAUAAAAUCUAGAAAUUUUAGACAAGGUCUUCAAAAAGAGAAUGUAUCCAAGUAACUGGUGAGUAUAUCUUUGAAUGUUAGCCUUUUUAAAUUUAAGUAAACCAUGGGAACAAAAAAAAAAAACUGUCAUGUCAUUGACCCUAAUACAAACUGUGUAAAUAUUGUUUAUGACUAAUUUUAAAAAUGCUUUUGAGUUGAAGGUUUCACAUUAACAGUAAUAAUUACAGCCACACUGCCCAUUUUUACUGUUUAUCCCUCAUUUUAUAAUCCAGCCAUGAUAAAGCAAAGGAUACUUUUCAUAUCCCUAUAUUGUUUUUCUCCAACAGUCUAAUUAACUGUGCAGAGAAGAAAAACCCUGGAGCUUUUCAACCGCUAGAGCCCCCCUUUGGGACUGACAAUAUGUCAGCCUGGGAGAGGGAUGAUAACAGCAGCAAUGGCAAAGAGAAGGUAAACACAGAAAUGCCUGAGUCAUUUCAGAAAGCAAUUUAGCCAAAAUAAACCACCAAAUUAACAUUUUGUUUUAUCUUCUGUGUUAUUGUUUAACACUGGUUUGACCCUAUUUUCAUGAUGGAAAUUUAAGACAUGCCCCAGUGCUUCACUUCUCAUUUAAUCAUUAACUUGAUCAUGAUUCGAUGAGAGCUUAAAUGGCAUAUUUGCAAUAUUUCAUUAACAAAAUAACUAUCUGUAAGUUUGCCUUUUUAUUCCACAGAACAACAACGUGCAACACAGCCAGAUGGAGAAAAUGCAGGCUUCAAAUCUGUAUCAUGAGACCAGUAAAUUCAAGAGGAUGUAAGUCUAUAAGACCACAAGAUGGCGCUGUUGUUCACUUUACUCUCCGUAUGAGUGGCUAGUUUAACAGCAAGUGCAAGACUCACAGGAACACACCCUGAAAAGAAAACAGAUUUAUGAUAGAUCAGUUAGCUCGUUGUGUCAAACCACGUGAGAGGUUUUUAGUGACAUUUGUGGUCAUUUGUACAGAUCAGUUAUUACAAAAGUUUAAACUCAAUUUAGCUAAACAUUUCAAAGCCAGCAUUUCUGUAUGCGUUAAUCAGUAAUGAUAGAUAUACAUUGAAAAACAUUACCAAGGUGGAUGUAGGAAAGUUCGGUUCACAAUUUUUUAACUUAUAUAUCCAAAUGAUGUUAGAACUAGGGUUGCAGUAGGACACACCAACCAGCUAACAAUUAUUUAGAAGAUAGUGCAAAAAAUGGGGUGAGAGUUGGGAGUGACAUGCAGGAAGGUGCCAAAGACUAUAGUCAAACCAGGGCUGCCCACUGGAGGAUCACGGUCACUGUGUAAAGGGUGCAUAACCAGCCCACCCAAUCUGUGCACAUUUUAAACCGAUGCCAGCAACAUGUUUAAAAGAAGUUGGGUUGGAGGCGUAUUUACUGUGUACCUUUGUGUUGUAUCACCUCUUAUUCAACAACCCUCUGUAAACAUUUGGGAACUGACAAGACUCUGGAGUUCUGAAAACUAAAUGUUACACAUUAUUGCUCGGAUAGAAUUUCAGCUGCUCAACAGUUUAGGAUCUCCUUGUAGUACUCUUUGUUUGUUGAUGUGCCAAAUGUUUUGGUAGGGGACAAGUCAGGACUGCGGGCAGGCCAGUUUAUCACCCGCAUUCUUCUACAGCAGAGCCAUGCUGCUGUAAUAUGUGCAGAAUGUGGUUUGGCACCGUCCUGCUGAAGUGUGCAAGGUGUUCUGUGAAAAGGAAUUGUCUGGCUGGCAGCAUAUGUCACUCCAAAUUGUUUACUACUCAGCAUUAAUGAUAUGUUCACAGAUGUAUAAGCUACCCUUGACAAAGAUGGUACAGUUCUGAUGUGUAUUUGUGGGUACAUCAACAAACUGUGGUCAAAGAUAGUGGUUUUGAAAUGUAAUUCCAAGUCCAUGUGGUGAUUUCCAACACAUAGUCAUGUCUAGUUUUCAUGCAAAGCUGUGCACAGAUCAGAGUACAAUAUUGAUUUGAUUUUAUCUAGAGAUUGUGUUUCGAGAAAUCUUCAAAUACAGAGUCUUUGAGUGAUAUAUAUUACAGAUGUCCUUGUCCUGUUUUUUCCCCAUCUAUAUUUUAUUCUUUUGUAUUGUGUAUGUAUCUAAGGCUAACAAGUACACAGAAAAUUAUGGAGGAAAUUUUGCACUGAAAAGAUUAUCCUAUCAUCUGUGUCAUAUUAAACCCAGGCUGCCAAAAGCCAAUACACUAAACACACAGAUCUUGCAUUGAGAACUGAAAAAAAAUCCCCAUUCUCCUUUCAUUUAAAGCCAACUGAAUGGAUAACUUUGCGGCCUGGAUGAAUCAUGGGAACAAUUAAAACAAGCAAAACUUCUUUCAAUGUACAUAUUUGCUCUAGACAGACGAAGCGUCUAGACAAAUCUGGACUUUGGCCUGUUUGCUUUGGCUUGCUGCUAAUCUGUGCUUUGUGUCUCAUGUACGUUCUGUGAAAUGUCAAUGACCUGUCAAAAACCCAAAAUGACCUCUGGUACAUACCUCACACCAGAGACAACAGUCAAAACCGAAGUGGGAGCACAUGUACUGUUGAUACUGCACGUCAACAAAGCACGCAGUGGAACCUCUGCAAAACAAAGUCAGACAACAAUAAAGCAGAAAACAGGGGCAGUCAUUUAAGUCAACACAAUGCAACCACUAUCUGGUCUGAGAGGCUUUAAAUUUGCAGAAACAGGGUUGACCAAUGCAACAUAAGGCUUUUUCUGACCUUUUGGACUGAGAUAGAUCGACAUCAGACUUUUUAGGAUACCGUUUGUUGACUCAGUGCAAUAUUUUGUACGCCUGUAAUGAGUAGCCAAAGUUUGCUCACAAUGUUGCUUAAAGUGUCCUGAGCCUGUGGCCAUGACAAAAUAUUACAUAACAUUUGUAACUACAUGAGAAUUUCUUGGUUUUAUCUCCACAUUAUAAAAAUGUAUUUUCCAUCCAAGUUGAUCCUGUUCAUUUUUGUGUUCUUACAGAGUUUUUGACAAGAAAGCCCCUCCUGUCAACAUGUCUAAGCUGCUGAGUUUUGGCUACUUAGAGGAUGACAAGGCAGAAUUAUCCAACACUGAUUUGUCAAGUAAGGAGCCCGGUUUGAGUUCAAUCCUUCAUGAGAUCAUAAAUAUGUUUCUGCCUUGCCUUCUCAUUAGGCAGUCAUAAUUCACCUCUGUUGCGUUCAAAGGAGCUGGAGCCAAGCGGUUGUAUCGAUUUAUGAGGCUCGAUAAGUGGAUUUAGCACAUGAUGAAAUGAUGUACAUGAAAUUUCUGUAAACAUUCAAAUGGCAGCCAUUAAGAAUUUAUGAUACCUUUUAGCAGUUUAAUGUUGAAUGCAUUAUUUAAUGAUGUGAUAUUGGCUAAUGCUGGUGCACAUUUCCCUGUCAACAGAUUAGAGGACUGCCAGUGCGUGGGAAAAGGAGAUACAAGCUCCAAGGCCUCUAGAAAGGAGUAGUUGCCAUCAUAUCCUCCAACAUUUCUGAUUUUGUUCACAUCAAAUGUUCUACUGUUUUUUUAAUAUUCUAUGUAUGUCAUGUUUUACUCAAGUGUGAAUGUAAUUGAUUUGAUUAAAGUAGCAGUCUAAAGAUUUUUUAUUGCUAGUUAUGCAUUGUUAAAAGCGCCUAAAGGAGGCAUAGACUACUCUGGUGUUCAUUUUGUUGCUGUGCUUGUAACUAUAACAAAGUUGAAUAAAAUCAGUUUCUCAAAAGUGUUA